AUUAAAAUUUGAAGAAAAGGAAACCGGAAGCCGUUAGCAGAGUUAGCUUGUUGUUGUUUUGGUGUGUGAUGUGAAUAUAUGAGGCUCUGCAGUAAAAAUAUUUUCACUCUGAGAGACAUGAUCAGCUAAAGCCACUAACCGAUAUCUUCUCACCAGGCUGUGGAAACUUUCUCCUCCUCAACAACUUGGUGCGAGUUCUUUCCAGAACCAGAGAAGAUAUUCUGCGGUCUUCGUGACAAUCGGAGCUCCAAAAGCAGGUGAUGGGUCAGAAAAGCUUUUCUCUAGACUUCCUGUCCUCUGGGUCUGCUGCUGUUCCUUUGGCCUCUCUGAGAAACGCGCUCGUUUAGCUGCUUUCAUCAGACUGAAGAGGUUCCCUCUAUCAGACUCGCUCAUCUGAGUUGGUCAUGAUGCAGGAUCGCUGCUCGCUCUCUGAUCCAUCCUGCUCACACUCUCCGACGGAAAAGCCCCGAAUCUGAAUGUGACUCUGGAGGAAAAAGCGGUCAGCUCUACUCCGUGAACUCUGCUGUUAGCUAAACACGGCUAAAGAAAACCUGCUCCCACUUCAGGAUCAUCCAUCAGCUGGGACUGAUUCAUCGUGUUUACUUCACCAUCUGGAUCUGGACAGCAUGGAUACAGAUUUUCACCAGACGGUUAAAGAAGAAGCUCUUGAAGAUCAGAGUGCUGGUGUGGUCCAGCAGGAUCCAGAACAGUUCCACAUGAAAGAAGAACAGGAGGAAGUCUGGACAAGUCUGGAAGGAGAGCAGCUCCAUUUGAAGGAAGAGACUAAUUCUGCCAGGUUUCCAUUCACACCAGUUUCUAUAAAAAGUGAGGAUGAUGAAGACAAGCCUCUGUUGUCACAGCUUCUUUAUCAGCAGCAAAUAGAAGACAGAGACGUUUCAACCAGCAGCUCAGCUGACCAGACAACAGCAGAAACUGGUAGAGGAGCAGAAUCUAGCAGGAACCCAGUUCUGAACCCUAAUGAACAGAUAUCUGAUUCUUCAGAGACUGAAGUUAGUGAAGAUGAUGUGAAUCUAAACGAUGAGUUGUUAGACUCUGGGCCUGAAAGUGGAGAUGGAGACAAUGACAGCAAUGAGAGCAGGUCUUUUGAAUCUGAUGUAAAGACUGUCAAGAAACCCUUUAGCUGCCCUGAGUGUGGUAAAGAGUUUCUCCACAAGUGGUCUCUCCAGAGACAUGUGAGAGUGACGAGUCAUUCAGCAAUAAGAUCUCCAGGAUGUUUGGUUACUAAGAAAAAAGUUAGAGUAAAGCAACAUGUGGACUCAUGCAGGAAAGUCCAGACAGAGCCAAAAUCAUUCAGUUGUGACAUUUGUGAAAAAAUAUUUAGUCAUAAUAAUAAAUUAAACAGACACAUGAUUGUCCACACUGGACAGAAACCCUUUACGUGUGAGCUCUGUGGAAAAAGCUUUAAUCGAAGAACAAAUUUAAACACUCACAUGAGAAUCCACACAGGACAGAAACCCUUUGCGUGUGAGCUAUGUGGAAAAAGCUUUAAUCAAAGGACACAUUUAAACACUCACAUGAGAAUCCACACAGGACAGAAACCAUUUGCUUGUGAACUCUGUGGAAAAAGUUUUACUCUAAGGUCAAAAUUAAACAGACACAUGAGAGUCCACACAGGACAGAAACCCUUUGCAUGUGAGCUUUGUGAACAAAGAUUUAGGCAUGAAUCAACAUUAAACACUCACAUGAGAGUCCACACAGGACAGAAACCAUUUGCAUGUGAGCUUUGUGAACAAAGAUUUAGGCAUGGGUCAAAUUUAACUAGUCACAUGAGAGUCCACACAGGACAGAAACCAUUUGCUUGUGAACUCUGUGGGAAACGUUUUACUAUAAGGACAAAAUUAAACAGACACAUGAGAGUCCACACAGGACAGAAACCCUUUGCGUGUGAACUCUGUGAACAAAGAUUUAGGUAUAAAUCAACAUUAAACACUCACAUGAGAGUCCACACAGGACAGAAACCAUUUGCAUGUGAACUCUGUGAACAAAGAUUUAGGCAUAAAUCAACAUUAAAAAGUCACAUGAGAGUCCAUACGGGAAAUAAACCCUUUGCAUGUGAGAUAUGUGGAAAACUUUUUACUCAAAAGACAGCUUUAAACACUCACAUGAGAGUCCACACAGGAAAUAAACCCUUUGUGUGUGAACUCUGUGAGCAAAGAUUUAGUUUUAAGGCCACAUUUAACAGACACAUGAAAGUCCACACAGGACAGAAACCAUUUGCGUGUGAACUCUGUGAACAAAGAUUUAGGCAUAAAUCUACAUUAAACAGCCACAUGAGAGUCUACCAAGGACACAACACAUGUAUUUAAAGUGCAAGUCACCUCCAAAUUAACUUUUUUUUACCGAUAAAUGGAAUAAACAAGUGACUAAAAAUGCUGUUGUCAAGUGAGGUCAUUAUAUUUGCAUUUUAGUGCAUCUUAUUUAAAAUUUAAACAUUCGGCUUGAAACUUCCAGUGUAGCGCCCUUAUCAGCUUAAAGCUCUGCACCAUGGACAUGAAUACAUAAGCUGUUUUUAUAGGACCAUAGCGUUUGCAAAACAGGAUUUGCCGCGGCUCCCUGGGGAGGAUUUUGGCAUUUAUAGUAGCAAAGCUGAAGCUAGAAUAAACUGCUAUCAGGCACCUCUCAAACCAAGACGAGAUAAAGGGAGGUCGCUGGGCACUGUAGGGUUGGGCAUCAUAUGAUUAUGAAUGAUUCCGAUUCCAAGUCCUCGUUUCGAUUCCGGUUCCUAUAGAUUUCCGAUUCUUUCAAGACAUGAUAUGUUUUACACGAGCCAGCUAACCACAGGUCCUACUUGAUGAAAUAAUUUUAACUUCAUUAUGAAUUUUAAUUCUAUGAACAACAACAUCACCUUCAUUUAGACAAAAACAUGUUUUGGAGAAAAAAAGAUAAAGACUUUCAGCACAACCAGUGUGUUUGUUUCUGACCACAACCAAAGUCUGGAAGAAGCCUCUGGGAUGAGUGUUGUGAAUUAUUAUAAGAGCAGGGGGGGUUAUAUUAAUGCUAGUAACAAAUAGAAAUGACUAUUAUGUUAGUUCAUGGAAAUGUUGAGUUUGAAUGUUCACCAAGGACAUAUUAUUUAGUUAUAUGAGACAGUAUUUCUGAUUUGAAAUUAGUUAAGAGGCUCAGUAUUGUGUAAUCUUUAAAACUUCAUUACCCAUGAGACUUAGCGUGUUCCCAGAAGGCUUAACGAAAAAAACCAGGAAGUAGAGAAAAAACUGGCGCUAAGAGCAGACAUGUGACUUUCCUGUAAGGUGUUCUAAUUCGCUAAAGUUCGAGUUCAGCUAGACAAAGUCUCGUCUCAUUCUUUAUUUUGAAGAAGCUCGGUUGAGCUACAAUAAUGAGAGACUAAAUGUCUCCCAACAUAUCCAGAAACGUCCAGCUGUUUUAAGCUGAAACUCUCAGGAUGAUCACGUCCAGGAUGACUGAGAACUACACCUCCAUGCUGCAGCAGCAUUCAGUCAGAACAGGAAGUGAAACUUAAAUGUAGCUGCUGUCAGUAACAAUCUAACAGAUUUUAAACAUUAAAACUCUCAACAGAAAUAGUUAAGAAAGGAAAUUAAAAUGUUUACAGCUUUGUGUGUAAUUUAUUAUUAUUAUUAUUAUUCAUUGUGGCAGAAGCUGGUGUGGUCCACCACAGAGAAGCUGCACUAGCAUGAUGACUUUAAUUAUUCUACAGGUUAUUGUUCAGUCUUCUGACGCUCACACACACACACACACACACACACACACACACACACACACACACACACACACACACACACACACACACACACACACACACACACACACACACACACACACACACACACACACACACACGAGUGUUGGUGAGCAGCUGCGUCUGACUGCUGAUGCUCUGUGUGUGUUUUUAUUUCUGCAGUGAGACAAAGUCACCUCACACCGUCCAGAGUUUGUUCUUCAAUCUUCUAUUAAAUCCACCGUGUUGACGUAUUUUAACAAGUUUCCUCUAUGCUGCAGGAGUUAAAGUUUACAUUAUGGAGUAAAAGUUCGGCAGACGCGUUUGUUUAUAUCUGGCCGCUGCGCGUUGGGUGGGGGGAGGGGUGACUCGGUGCUGCACACAGACAGCUGGUGUGAUCAGCUAUGAAAAGCAUUGAUCACAAUUUGCAGAUCACGUUUAUUUUUCACGGAGAUCGGCCGUGGAUUCCUCUUCCGUCGGCACACUAGGAAUCGAAACUAGGAAUCGAAAUAAAAAAUGUUGAGCGAUUCCGGGAAAAAUGAACAGUUGGAACCGGUUCCAAUCGAUGCUUGAUUCUCGAUACCCAACUCUACUGGGCACCUAUUAUCACCUUUCCCCUUUGAUCCUUGCCGCAUUUACGAGACCCAAAAAUUAGGAUUUAUCACUCUGUAAUGACCCGAUGGUUAGUCUUAUAAAAGAGGCUAUAGAUGCCCCAUUGGGCGCUGGAGAGCGUAACAGCAUCUCCGCCAUAUUGGAUGGGUCUCCUCACUCUCCAAACUCAAUGCAGAGUGAGCUACUAUUCAAUUCAACUCAAAAAUACUUUAUUAAUCCCAGAGGGAAAUUGAUUCCCGUUUCUAUUCAGCCUCCGGUUACAACAACUGGCAUACUGUUGAAAAUAGAUCACAUGGGAUUAUAACUGAUAACUAUUGAAAGUCCAAAAUUAAGUAACUCAGAAAAUUAGAAUAUCAGUUAAGACCAAUAAAAAAAGGACAUUUAGAAAUGUUGGCCUGAUGAAAAGGCGGCGCAGUGGUUAGAGCUGUUGCCUUGCAGCAAGAAGGUCCUGGGUUCGCUUCCCAGCCUAAGAUCUUUCUGCAUGAAGUUUGCCGCGUGGGUUCUCUCCGGGUACUCCGGCUUCCUCCCACAGUCCAAAAACAUGACUGUUAGGUUGAUUGGUCUGUCUAAAUUGUCCUUAGGUGUGUGUGUGUGUGUGUGUGUGUGCGUGAUUGUUUGUCUCUGUGUUGCCCUGUGAUGGACUGGCACUCUGUCUAGGGUGUACCCCGCCUGAUUGCCCAUUGACAGUUGGAGAUAAGCACCAGCGCCCCCGCAACCCUACGUUCAGAAGAUGGAUGGAUGGAUGGAUGGAUGGGUGGAUAACCUAAUGAAAAGUGCAGCAAUGCGGAGUGGCUUUCUGAACUGUUAGUUUAAUCCAGGGGUCCCCAACACAUCGCUCGUUUGACGUGAACAAAAUAGUUUUUUUCCUUACAUUCCUAACCUCAGCUGUUCACAUUUAUACAACCAAAGGUUAAUAAAAAUGGUCAGUUUUUUAUACUUACUUUUGCUGGCUUUUGUUUUCUGUUUGAGUAAUAUCACUUGAUCAAGUCCUUUAUACAGUCCACACUAUGAAAUAUGUAAAAAUAUGUAUGAUUUGUGCCAAUAUCGUAUCAGAUUGAUAUCGGUAUCGGUCAAUACUGAAGGCUGCAAUAUCGGUAUCGUAUAGGAAGUGAAGAAAGUUGUUUCGGGACAUCCCUAAUCUGCAGUAACACCUUGUUAACGCAAAUUAAAUGCCGUCCGUUCAUGAACACAUGAUAAACACUCAGGCUUCCAAACUGUGGACAUCUCCUGUGAUUUAGUUUCAACAAAUUUCCUUCAACAGCUGAUUGCCCCAUUUAGUAAUAAAAUAUGAUUGUGAACUCUCUCUCUCUCUCUCUCGUUCUAUCGCUCUCCCUCUCUCUCUCUCUCUUGCUUGCUCGCUCUCUCUGCUCUGCUCUGUGUGCACAGCCGUCAGACCCGUGGAGAAAAAAAACAAACUACACCUAUAACUAGAUCUCCAACCUUAAUAUUGUCAGCAUUAAAUGCAGCUAAGCAUAAUUUACCUGCAGUUAUUCAACAGUGAAGCAAAACUAACUUUCAUGAGCAAAAAAAUCUAUAAAAGUUAUUCAAUAAAUCGGGAAUGCAGGAAGAAAUGUCUUCUUUUCUCUUUACUUUUUUACAUUUUUCACUCCAGUUCAAACUAUUUAAUUUAUGUUUUCAUCACAUUUAGCUUGUAUUUUAUUAAAAAAAACUUCAGCUUUAUUCAUUUUAUGAGACAAUUAGUUUUGCAUUGUUUGGAAAAAAUAAUCAUAACAAAACAAUUACUUGAAAACUUUUGUAGUAAAUGCCUUUUAAAUAUCAGAAAAUUUUAUUUAAAAGGCAUUAAAUAGUUUCUGUAAGUAUUUGUUCAUUUAUGACAAACUAUGAAAAACUGACUUGGCUGCUUAGGUUCUGGGCAGGGCUCAGGGUCAGCGACUGAACAGGAACAGGUUAGCUUUUCCUGUGUGCUCAAAAAGUUCUGUUACUGAUCCGUUCUGAAGUAAAUGUCAAAUUGUUCACACGACAUAGAUUUGUAUUUCAUUAUCUGAAAGUAUCUGAUUAGUUAAUAAACAAAAUGUUGCAGGUAAAUAAAACUUUUCUGUGUUUUAAAAAGAACUAAAAGAUGGAGUUAGAAUUUCAACACAGCAAGAACACACCAAAGAUGUUUAAACAAAAUGUUUUGUUUGAUUUUCAGAAUGUCGCUAUUUUCCUUGUAAUUAUUUUAUAAUAUUGAUGUAUAGAAAAAUCUGCUUGUGAAUACAAUGCAUGUUAAUAUAGUGAGUAUAGCAUUUUUAACAUAAGCAUAUUCACACAUGGAAAAUAUUAAUGUGAAUAAAUCGUAUGGCAGUAGCUGUUCGGUUCUUAUAUUGUGUAAAAGUAGCUCACGGGCCAUAAAAGGUUAGAGACCACUGGUGUAAUCCAUCAUUCAGGUGUUCUGAGUGGGUUCUGUUGUCCUUUUAGGUAAAGCAGCUGUUACAGCUUGUUGGAGAUAUCUUACAAUGUUUGUUUCACUUAUUUUUAUUUGACUUUUAUAUUAUUAUUUAGUUUCAUGAGGCAUAAUCGUUUCACUUAGAUUAACGUUGACUCUGCUACUAAGUGUUGGUUCUAGAUCUUAGCAAUGAUCUUUAUGCUUCCUGCUUUGUUUCUUCUUAUUGUCGUCAGAAUUAAAAGCUUGAAUCCAGGACUGUUUUCUCAUAGUGUGAUAAGUCUCUAAUAAAAUCCUACAACACUACA
Molecule: messenger RNA, 7018 nt
Organism: Nothobranchius furzeri (turquoise killifish)
Lineage: Eukaryota; Metazoa; Chordata; Actinopteri; Cyprinodontiformes; Nothobranchiidae
Source: RefSeq, a predicted model, not a curated record